AUGGGGGCUGUGCAACCGACGACGAGGGUGGUUGACUUCGUGUUCUUUUGCGUUUUGAUGGAGGGGGUGCAGAGGGAGAUUGAUCUCUGCGGUAGUCCCGCUCGGUCGGCCUGUCAAUCUCUAGAGUAUGGUGCGAAUCUAGGUCGGGAUGCUCAGUCGGUUUGGGCGAUGAGUGCCGACCGAAGUUCUGGCUCGGUUGGUAGUCUGACGGGGGGGGACCAGGGGAGACACGAGCCGACGCAGUACCAGGGGAAAAUUCACGGUGCGAACGGUGUUCUUCGUUAUCCGCUUGCGCGAAAGAACGCGGUGGCGGCGACCGUCCUGGAUGAUCGGGUCUGCCCCCUUUGGGUCGGCGACGACGUUGUCGUUCACGGUAUCUCUCCCUCCCCCUGUCGCGGUGCGAUCCUCGAGAUCUGUGCCUUUCCCGAUCUCGUUGGUCUGUAG
Aspergillus caelatus is the source of this 444-nucleotide messenger RNA. RefSeq lists its product as uncharacterized. The coding region runs from base 1 to 444 and encodes 147 amino acids. NCBI's taxonomy places the organism in Eukaryota, Fungi, Ascomycota, Eurotiomycetes, Eurotiales, Aspergillaceae. The record is from RefSeq and is a predicted model, not a curated record. The transcript has 2 exons.